This is a messenger RNA of Calypte anna (Anna's hummingbird), 987 nucleotides long. It is a transcript of the gene DNAJC19, whose product is annotated as DnaJ heat shock protein family (Hsp40) member C19. Gene Ontology annotation, molecular function: ATPase activator activity. NCBI's taxonomy places the organism in Eukaryota, Metazoa, Chordata, Aves, Apodiformes, Trochilidae. The transcript is spliced from 6 exons. The record is from RefSeq and is a predicted model, not a curated record. Gene Ontology annotation, biological process: protein import into mitochondrial matrix. Gene Ontology annotation, cellular component: PAM complex, Tim23 associated import motor. The coding region runs from base 140 to 487 and encodes 115 amino acids.
GGGCGGUGUGAGCAGCUCCCGCCCCUCCCCGCUUUACGGCAGACGGCGGUGCCUUUGCGACCGCCCCCGGUGCCGUACGGGUCCCUUCGAGCUCUCGGGCCGGCGGUCGCCAGUGCGCGGUGCCGGUACCGGAGCCGCCAUGGCCAGUACGAUGGUGGCGGUUGGGCUGACCAUAGCGGCGGCUGGAUUUGCAGGUCGCUAUGCAGUAAAAGCUCUGAAGCAAAUGGAGCCACAACUAAAACAAGCACUUCAGAAUCUACCAAAACCUGACUUCAGUGGUUAUUACAGAGGUGGAUUUGAACCCAAAAUGACGAAACGAGAAGCAGCUUUAAUACUAGGAGUGAGCCCUACAGCCAACAAAAGUAAAAUUAGAGAAGCUCAUAGACGGAUCAUGCUUCUGAAUCAUCCAGAUAAAGGUGGUUCUCCCUAUGUAGCAGCCAAAAUCAAUGAAGCUAAAGAUUUACUGGAAGACCAAGCUAAAAAAUGAAUGAGAGACAAAAUCUGAGGGUUCGUCCAUGCAAAUGAUUGUUUUUGAUAAAUGGCUGAAGAAAAGUUCUAAUGUCAGUCUUUGACUUAAUAUAAAUGAAGGUGGGAAUAGGAACCCAGGGAGGUACUUCCCUCCCCAUGCACUUAAGUCACUUUUUUCAGAAAUGUGUGAGGGAGUGAGGCUUAAACUUUUUUUUUCACAGCUGUUCAUUAUUAAGCAGCAAAAUCAAAUCUGCCAUUCAGAUAUUUUCAGUGUAGAGAGUAAUAGCAUGGUUUGCCCAUGCCUAUUACCAGCUACAGGUGGACUUACAUGCUGUUACCUAAUUUUUUUAAACUACCUAUAUUUGAAGUUCAUGCUGCUGUUCUUUCAACUACUGAAGUCAGCACGAUGAACUUGUUUUGGGAGGGUGGAAAACAUCAAGAGGAUUUAUUUCAUGGGAAGAACUGGGGCAGCUGUGUGGGUGUCUCUGACUGAAGAAAUAAAGUAUAGGAAACAAUGUC